GUGACGAAGGAAGGAGAGAACAAUAAAAGAUGGUUUAUGUUCAACUAAAGUGGGAAAAGUUAGCUUGAGUUCUCUGCUUAUACCAAUAAGCUAAGCGAAAGCCGUUUGUCGCAGAGUAUCUGAAAAUGGUGAAGGAUCUGAAUGAUGAGCAGACAGCUUCAAUGCGUGAGGCGUUCAGCCUGUUCGAUACCGAUCGGGAUGGCUGCAUCACUGUAGCCGAGUUGGGCACCGUAAUGCGUUCUCUAGGCGAAAAUCCAACCCAGGCGGAUCUUCAGGAUAUAAUUAAACGUGAACAGAUUGGCAGCACCAUCGAUUUCCCUCGUUUUGUAGAUGUGAUGCGACGCAACAUGAAGGGGGGCAACUUUCACACGCAGCUUAGAGACGCUUUUAAGGUGCUUGACAAAGAUGGCACAGGGAUGCUUUCUGUCACCGAACUCCGUCAUAUCCUCACCAGCGUUGGAGAGAAGCUCGAGCCCUCUGAAUUUGAUGAAUGGAUACGGGAGAUUAAGGUCGAUUCUGAAGGUAAUAUAUCUUAUGAGGAAUUUAUCGAUAGGAUGAUGGCCAAGUGAUUUUAGGGUUUUCUGGGUUUGUGUGGUAAGCAUAUUUUUUGGAAGAUUUAUAGCAAUGACUAUAUAAAACGAGAGGUUUAAGGAAAUUACGUUAUAUUGAUGUGAAAUUCUGUUAUAUUUCAACCCAAAUCAAAAUCGUUUCAAUUUAAUGA
Cryptomeria japonica (Japanese cedar) is the source of this 721-nucleotide messenger RNA. Its product is annotated as probable calcium-binding protein CML13. The record is from RefSeq and is a predicted model, not a curated record. Bases 126 to 569 code for a protein of 147 amino acids. NCBI's taxonomy places the organism in Eukaryota, Viridiplantae, Streptophyta, Pinopsida, Cupressales, Cupressaceae. Gene Ontology annotation, cellular component: myosin II complex. The transcript has a single exon. Gene Ontology annotation, molecular function: calcium ion binding.